Molecule: messenger RNA, 1174 nt
Organism: Limulus polyphemus (Atlantic horseshoe crab)
Lineage: Eukaryota; Metazoa; Arthropoda; Merostomata; Xiphosura; Limulidae
Exons: 2
Coding region: 416-841 (141 amino acids)
Cellular component (GO): chitin-based extracellular matrix
Molecular function (GO): structural constituent of chitin-based larval cuticle
Source: RefSeq, a predicted model, not a curated record
GGUUAAAGAGGAGGGAAAGACAAGGAUUGUUGCAAAUGUAUCAGAUGUGUGCCUAUCUGAGGGUUACGAGACGUCAUAAGCGCGAGCAAAUUAGCUAUUCACCAGUGACGUCAUCUGUGAGAAGGUUCGUGUCGUGACCUCUGGAUAUAAAGAUAAGCGAAAUAUGGUGUUAGUUCAUAUAGAGAGAGAGAUUGGGAAGAGAGACGAAACAAGUAAGAGAUAGCUCUUAUCUAUUAUCUCACGAGGUAGAAGGAAUUUCACACCGCGAUCCUUUCGGUUUCUCGUGGUGUAAAUGAUAUUUCGUUAGGAGAGUCUCUAGCGUACUGAUGCCGAUUGAAUUUGUGGAAAUAAUCGCGUAUAGUUUUGUUCGCAUAAAUUGAUUCAAAACAAAAGAUUGAAGUACAGUCAGCUUAAAAUGAUUGCACCCAUGUGGAUGUCAGUCGUUCUGAGAACAAUUCUAGCGACAUCUGGAGAGUUUGAUCAAAGUUACUCCACUCUUAGAAUGACAUAUUUUUCAGUACUUCAGCGCGAUCACAAAGGAGUUGGAUCAUAUAAGUUUGGGUAUAAUACAGGACUCAGCGUGGGCCAGUCUUUCAGAGAGGAAGAGAAGACCCCAAAUGGAACAGUAUUUGGAAAAUGGGGCUAUGUCGACCCAUUCCGAGUAUUAAGAAUUACCGAAUACCGUGCUGACGACUCGGGGUUUCAUAUCGUCGCUCGUCACGUCGUUUCAUUGCCAGAGCCACGUAUUAAACCACCUCGUCCUGUGUCUAAUCCUCCCGGUCCUUUCAUCGGACCGCUACCUCCAUUUGUCCCAAGGCCGCCACCUGUUGAGGACGAAUGAAACGAUGACGGCUAUUUAUCAGUUUCAUCAAAUAAACGUUGCACAUUUCGUCGUUCGAACUAAAUAACGUAAGCAAUAAUGGCCGAAAAAAAAAAGGUCUGGUCUUUACCACAAAUGUGCGAGUUCAGUGUUUGAGUUGUCUGUUUAAGAUCGACUAAUACGUUGUCUGAAGAAAUAAACAGUUUACAAACAAGUCAAAAAAUAAAAUAAAAUAGCGUGUGUGCUAACAUCAUUAGACAAUGUAUAUUUAGUUAUCUGUUUAACAACGACUAUUAUGUUGUCUGAAGAAAUAAACAGCUUAUAAACAAAUAAAAAAAUAGCGGUGUGUGCCAG